AUGGCUACCACAGUGAACGGAAACAUUCCGCUACCUCCUGCCAUUACAUCCAACACCAUUCGCGUGAGAGAUUUGGAUGUUCAUUUUCUUCAAGCUUUGCCUCCGCCAAAUCCUUCCAUUCCGCAGCCACCUCUGGUAAUUCUUCUUCACGGAUUUCCAGAGCUGGCUUACUCCUGGCGGAAGGUUAUGGUGCCUCUAUCCGAGGCAGGAUACAAUGUCGUGGCACUAGACCAAAGAGGGUAUGGUCGUACAGUGAUGCUUGGUUCAUCUGGUGCUCCUUCAGGACCUAUCAAUUUCAGCAAUGAUCUGGCACCUUUUCGUAUGUUCAACUUGGUAACCGAUAUUGUUUCGUUCGUCAGUGUAAUUAGUUAUCAAAGUGUUGCUGCAGUCGUGGGUCACGACUUUGGCUCUAUGGUCGCAGGAUAUUGUGCGCUUAUAAGGCCCGAUCUCUUCAGGUCCUUAGUGGUGAUGAGUGCGCCAUUUCCGGGAGCACCACCAUUUCGCUCUUCUUUGAGCACGGCCUCUCUGUUCACAAAGCAGCUUGCGGAACUGAACCCAUCGCGCAAGCAUUAUACAAUGUACUUCUCUACAUCAGGAAAACCACCUCCGGAAAAUCGGGCACUAAUUUUCCUCUCAUGCGAUUACUUUUACGCGAAGAGUGCGGACUGGCCCAAGAAUAACCCUCACCCACUGCCAUCUGCUUCUGCAUCGAACCUGGCCACGGUACCCCAUUACUAUAUCAUGCUUCUCGAGCAUACCAUGCCCAUGGCGGUUAUGGGGGCUGCAAGUGAAGGUACCCGUCCAUUACAGGAGUGGUUGCCAGACGAGGACCUCUCUUUCUACGUCUCAGAGUACUCCAGGACUGGCUUCCAAGGCGGUUUGAAUUGGUACCGCUGCAUGACGGACGCGAAGUGGACUGCGGAUAUGCAAGCCUUCACUGGGAAACGCGUAACGGUGCCAGCGAUGUUUCUCUCUGGAGACAAGGAUUGGGGUGUGUACCAAAGUCCUGGUUCUUUGGAAAGAAUGAAAGACUACGUAUGCGAAAACAUGGACAAAGAAGAUGUCGUUCUGCUCCCUGACACAGGGCACUGGGCGCAGCAGGAGCAAAGUGAGGCCGUUGUCAAUCAUCUACUAAGGUUUUUAGCAAAGGUAUCAUUACAUUACAUUUUCACUACUUUGUGUGUUACUGACCUUUCGAGCCCCUUCACAGGUCAAAAUGAUUAUAAGUCCGAUAUAACCAAUUUGUAUACAGUAUACCGUUAUUCCUCCAUCUAUUGUAACAUUGAGUACUCGAAGUUUUAA
This is a messenger RNA of Lentinula edodes (shiitake mushroom), 1302 nucleotides long. Its product is annotated as Alpha/Beta hydrolase protein. The record is from RefSeq and is a predicted model, not a curated record. Gene Ontology annotation, molecular function: hydrolase activity. NCBI's taxonomy places the organism in Eukaryota, Fungi, Basidiomycota, Agaricomycetes, Agaricales, Omphalotaceae. The transcript has 3 exons. Bases 1 to 1302 code for a protein of 433 amino acids.